Molecule: messenger RNA, 4237 nt
Organism: Pungitius pungitius (ninespine stickleback)
Lineage: Eukaryota; Metazoa; Chordata; Actinopteri; Perciformes; Gasterosteidae
Gene: flot1a
Product: flotillin 1a
Exons: 12
Coding region: 244-1554 (436 amino acids)
Biological process (GO): positive regulation of cell junction assembly; protein localization to plasma membrane; positive regulation of endocytosis
Cellular component (GO): flotillin complex; plasma membrane; cytoplasmic vesicle
Source: RefSeq, a predicted model, not a curated record
GGUGUUCUGUGAGCUCUGUGACGUCAGUGCUGGUCGCAUCAGCCAAAGGUCCCUGGCGUCGGCGCCGUCCCCGGGACCAACAACUACAUUUCCCCGUGCUCCACCCGCGAUAGGCCCCUGGGAGGUGCGUCGCCUGCACCCACGUGCCCCCGGGUGUAAGCUCAGCUGUGGAUGAGCAUCUGAUCGCGUCUGCGCUGAUGGGUGAACGGGAGUGAGGCCACACACGCAUCUUUCUCCCGUUUUAUGCCACCAGUUCCGUCCGAAGGAGGCUCAGCGAACAUGUUCCACACCUGCGGCCCCAAUGAGGCGAUGGUGGUGUCAGGGUUCUGUCGAUCUCCUCCUCUGAUGAUACCUGGAGGCCGAGUGUUCGUCAUCCCCUGCAUCCAGCAGAUACAGAGGAUUUCCCUGAACACCCUGACUCUGAAUGUGAGGAGCGACAAAGUCUACACCCGCCACGGCGUGCCCAUCUCCGUCACCGGCAUAGCCCAGAUGAAGAUCCAGGGUCAGAAUAAACAGAUGCUGGCUGCGGCCUGCCAAAUGUUCAUGGGGAAGUCCGAGCCUGAGAUCGCUCAGAUCGCCUUGGAGACGCUGGAGGGCCACCAGCGGGCCAUCAUCGCCCACCUCACCGUGGAGGAGAUCUACAAGGACCGAAAGAAGUUCUCGGAGCAGGUGUUUAAGGUGGCCUCCUCGGACCUGGUGAACAUGGGCAUCAGCGUGGUCAGCUACACCCUGAAAGAUGUUCACGACGACCAGGACUAUCUGCAUUCGCUGGGGAAGGCUCGGACAGCCCAGGUUCAGAAAGACGCUCGCAUCGGAGAGGCCAACAACAAGAGGGACGCCGUGAUCAGGGAGGCCCAUGCGAUGCAGGAGAAAGUUUCAGCGCAGUACUUGAAUGAGAUUGAGAUGGCAAAGGCCCAGAGGGACUAUGAGCUGAAGAAGGCUGCCUAUGACAUCGAGGUCAACACCAAGAAGGCGGAGUCGGAGAUGGCCUACCAGCUGCAGGUGGCGAAGACGAAGCAGUGUAUCGAGGAGGAGAGGAUGCAGGUCCAGGUGGUGGAGCGGACGCAGCAGAUCGUGCUGCAGGAGCAGGAGAUCACCCGCAGGGAGAAGGAGCUGGAGGCCAAGGUGAAGAAACCGGCGGAGGCUGAGCGGUACCGUCUGCAGAAACUGGCCGAGGCUCAGCGUCUGAAGUUGAUCAUGGAGGCGGAGGCCGAUGCCGAGUCCAUCAAGAUCAAGGGUGAGGCCGAGGCGUUCGCGGUGGAGGCCAAGGGUCGCGCCGACGCAGAGCAGAUGGCGAAGAAGGCGGAGGCCUUCCAGCAGUACAAGGAUGGAGCCAUGGUGGACAUGCUGCUGGAGAAGCUGCCUCUGAUGGCAGAAGAGAUCAGCAAGCCUCUGUGCGAAGCCAACAAGGUGACCAUGGUGUCCAGUGGAGACGGGGAGGUGGGCGCCGCCAAGCUGACGGGAGAGGUGCUGGACAUCAUGGUCCGCCUCCCCGCGGCCGUGGAGAAGCUGACCGGGGUCAAAAUCUCCCAGGUGACCUCUCGUACAGGCUGAAGGGAAUCCCCCAGUCUGGUGAACAGCCCCCCGCCCCCUUAUCAGCUGCUGUGAUCGGCCAACUCAUUCAAAUCAUUCUUGGUUUUUAAAUUAUUUAUUUUUUUAACACUAAUACCCAUUUGGGCUUAAGUGUUGUGCUCAUCAUCUGGUUAUUGUUGUUGCUGUUACACGUCCCUUUUAGUUACAUACAACAUAAACUCCUCAAAGCAUUCAUAUUACAAUACUUCCCAUAUAUUUUCUUUCAUAUUUCGGCCUCAGUUUAGGUUGGCACUGAAAGACGAGCUGUAACAGUGGCCUCUGCGUACCAUGGAGUGUCACAUGGUGUGUGUCUGAUGUUCAACUGUAAUGUCUCCUCCAUAACCCGCCUGUCCACUGCCCCGCUGCCAAACCUGAAGUGCAUCUUACCAUGAACACGCAUGGGAAAACUUCAUCUACUACCAACAUGCAUCUUUCUAACUCCAUCACUCAUUCCUCCCAAUGGGAUUCAUACAUUAGUCAUCAGCCACCUGUAUUCAAUCACUACGUAUAAUACAUAUUUAUUCCUCAUUGUUUACUAUUUAGUAUUUGACUGUUUUCCAUCCACACUAGUGUCUUCUUGUCUUGUCCCGCUCAGCCUUUGUAAUCUAGUAUCAGCAGUUAGAAUCCCUGCACCACACCUUUAGGCAGAAAUAUGAGCAGAUGUUGGGCACUAACCCUCUGUAUCAAAAACAUCUUUUAUCCACUUCAUAUUGUUACAUCUAUCAGCAGAGCACUGCAGUGGUUGCCAACAAAGUCGGCCAAUCGGGUAACUCGGCUCGCUUUACUGUUAAUCUCCCUGUACGUAGACAUCAGACAUCAGCAUACAACGCCAGUGUAGAAGUGUUUUUGUGAACAUCCAAUGCUUCGAUGACCAUCGCAGGUAAAGACGUCUCUCUGUCCUUCCCAAACUGUGGGGCCACAGCUCGGGGGCUCUGUCUCCACUGAAGGACACUCGAACAGAUUCAGGCCUAAACAGCAGCUUGGACGUGUAUCACGUGGUUCAGGUUCCUUAGAGCCCAGUCACACGUCUUACUAGCAGUGUCCUUUUAGUAAAGUUGCCUCAUCUGUGUUGUUUGGCUUCAUGUAGCAACUCUCUUAAAGGUGUAGUUGGUGGACCUGAAGGUAAACGUGGUGUAAAGUAUAGCUAGAGCCUUCUAUUGUAGCAGUGGAGGUACCACAGUGACAUUAUGAGUGCAUUAAAAUGCUGAACCAUUUAUCUCCUCUUUGUAAAUGAAGGUAUAAUGUAGGAUGAUGAAGAGAUGAGGAUUUUAUAGCAUUCAUCUGGAGUGAUAGAUGAACAACUAACUACUUAUUACGUAUUUGUUAUGAUACAAAGUUGAUACCAAACAAUCAAAGAAAGGGAGUGAAAAUAUAUUUUUUAACUAUUAGAGUCGAUGUAUUGGUCACACAGAAGGAUUUCCUAGUGGCGUCUGGAGACCACAAAGGAGCCUCACAUUUUUUAACGUUUUACUUGUUACAGUAAUUUCAGGUGACUUUACGUUUUUUGGUAUCAGGAUAAUGUUUCUGUGUUCCUAACGACCAUUACCUCCAUGAUCUAAAAAUCCUAAAAUACCAAGGUACAUAAAAUGUGUUGGAAAGGUAAGCUCAGCUGGAAGACAACAUGAAUGUUGUUAGUGACGACUACUCGUGGAAAACAUAAGCAGUUCUACAUCAUCAACAACAACACCCUGACUCAAAGCUUUUAUCUCCAGCUGAUGGAAAAAAGAACUAAAGUCCUCACCUUUAGGAGGAAACAAUGUGAGGAGCAGAGAUGCACCACCAGUCGGAUCGAACAGAAAUGGAUCACCAGGGUUGUUUCCUCUCUGUGCUUCCGUGUGGCUCCUAACAAGUGAUGGAACUCAACCCUGUCACCUGGUACCCAUAAGCCCCCGGGGACUGGGUAUGUGUUGCCACUGCACAUCAUUGUUUGUAUCUGCAUGGGUUUUAAGGCAUCAAAAGGUACUCAACAAGAAUGUUGAAUGAUUGUGCGUUUGUUCUUCUAUGCAGUUGGAAAUUGAUUAGCGUGUGUGAUUUCCUUUGACCGAGCAGUGUGACCGCACUAAAUGUAACCUCUAAUAGUCCUUGGUGUUUGCUCCAUGGUACCCGGCCUUCAUACCUCACUACCCAUCUGCCUAUGACGUGUACUCUCCUCUGCACUGCUAAUUACAGCACGCCCCAAAAAAUGAAAAAGGCUUCCUGAAGGUCCAUUUCAAGGUGUUUGAGGGUGAACAUUACUGUUAUUGUGCAUGCAUCCGUACCCUGACCUUUAACUGUAAUUGCACAUAUCUGCAGUCAGGACGCUUUGUGCUGAGAUCUUUGGUGAGCCGUGGAAGAGGAAACGUUGUUCCCCUAUAACGACAAUGUGUUAUGAUGUUCACUACAUAUGGAAAUAGAUGGGUUUAUGUACACACUAUAUAUUUGAUAUCUAAUAGCACUCUUUGCUUCACAAGUCACCACUAUCCAAUUUGCUAACUGUGGUGUUUCAGUAUAAAUGUAUUUCAGCUGUAAUUGGUUUUCUGUGUUAUUUCAACUCUCUGUUCAGGAGUUCAGGAAGAUACCACUUUGUACCCUUUUUAUUUACUGGAUGUUCACUUCAGGAAAAAAGAUAGGAAUGUAGCAUUCAAACUGUACCCAAUAAAAAUGGAAUUCAAUUGCAAAAGGGAAA